Molecule: messenger RNA, 614 nt
Organism: Brassica oleracea var. oleracea
Lineage: Eukaryota; Viridiplantae; Streptophyta; Magnoliopsida; Brassicales; Brassicaceae
Exons: 5
Coding region: 126-614 (162 amino acids)
Source: RefSeq, a predicted model, not a curated record
AAAAUAAAUAAUUAAAAACUGAAAAUUCAUAUUUGUCAGUUUUUGGCCAAUCACAAUAUGCGGACCGGAUCGAUUACGAUUUAUCGCAACUACACCUCAUCAAAUACUUUGUAGUGAAAUACUUCAUGGCCCUAAAAGUUCCUGAGUUGGAGAAAAUCGCACCGGCGAAUGUUAAUCCGCCUUACUUUUUUCCGACCCAACAUCUGACCGAAUACCAGAAGCAGAACACCGGCACUCCCGCCCACACACCGGUUCCUGUUCCCAAACCUGGCCCACCCGCAUCUGAAUCGGUCGAUACUGUUGACAUACGGAAGACUGAAUUAGCCGAGGUUAGACUUCUCCAAGUUAUAUAUGGUGACGUUGUCGACUAUGGACCGCCUAAGAUACUAAUGCUAAUCUCUUCGGACGCUGAGUUCGCUACACCACUCUUGGAAUUGAAAAAUAAAGGGUUUUCUAUUUUGCUCGCCGAUAAUGAGGUGUCUUGGAAUGAUACUACACCACUGAGAAGAUCUACUCAUGCUGGGUGGGUUUUCAGCGAAUUACUCGAGGGAGGAAGCUGCAGGUAUUGCCACGAAGUGGGCCAGGGAUCCAAAGAUCGUUACGAGGAAAAAUAA